Molecule: messenger RNA, 537 nt
Organism: Cooperia oncophora
Lineage: Eukaryota; Metazoa; Nematoda; Chromadorea; Rhabditida; Trichostrongylidae
Source: the annotation of a GenBank genome assembly
UUGUGUUUUAGGCCGAGCUUUGAAUCCGCCUUUUCGUGGCGACGAGACGUUUUCGGUCGACUGAGUUUAGUGUGUGCCAAAGAUGAUGAUGACAUCAUCAUAUCAGAAAUCGUCCAAAACCCCAGCGUAGGUGGAAUCGUUAACGUUAACCUACUGUUAGAAUUAGAAAAUGUCUUGGAACCAUGGGCUAAAUUGUUCUCAUCAUUCACGCUGGAGUACUCACAUUGUAAAGACGAUCUGCUGAAAGUAGAUGCAAAUUCAAUCGCGGUUGCGUUUUCUGGUGGAGUGGACAGUCUGUUGGUUUCAAUCGCGUUACAUGAAGCUUAUCCCUUGGACCAAACUAUCGAUCUCGUAAAUGUGGCCUUCAUUCGAGGGUCCGAGCAUCGCUCCAUCGUUACGGAUCGCCAACGGGCCGUUGCUGCUCUUCUGUUUCUACGGUCUAGAUUUCCUGCUAGGAAAUGGUGUCUAGUUCUUGUCGAUGUUACGCUAGAGGAGUUAGAGGAGAACAGAUUAAAACAUAUCGUAAAAGUAAGUUAG